Musca vetustissima is the source of this 570-nucleotide messenger RNA. RefSeq names its product dipeptidase 1-like. The transcript is spliced from 3 exons. NCBI's taxonomy places the organism in Eukaryota, Metazoa, Arthropoda, Insecta, Diptera, Muscidae. Gene Ontology annotation, biological process: proteolysis. Gene Ontology annotation, molecular function: metallodipeptidase activity. The record is from RefSeq and is a predicted model, not a curated record. The annotation marks the transcript as partial.
ACAAUCAUACGCGAAAUGAAUCGUUUGGGCAUGAUGGUCGAUUUGUCACACGUCUCAACGGGCACAAUGCGAGAUGCUUUGGAAGUCAGCGAAGCACCUGUGAUAUUCUCCCACUCGUCCGCCUAUGAACUGUGUAAUUCGAGUCGUAACGUUCAGGAUGAUAUGCUGCAAUCGAUGGCCAAGAACGGUGGCAUAAUUAUGGUCAACUUUUAUUCGCGUUUUCUAUCGUGCAGUGAAAAUGCCACCGUACACGAUGCUGUGGCUCAUAUAAAUCACAUUAAGCGCGUUGCUGGCAUUGAUCAUGUGGGCCUUGGUGCCGGAUACGAUGGAAUCAAUUUUACCCCCAAAGGCCUGGAGGAUGUCUCCUCAUAUCCGACAUUAUUUGCUGAACUAUUGGGCGCCGGUUGGUCCAUUGAAGAUCUAACCAAAUUGGCUGGUGGUAAUUUUUUGCGCGUCAUGCAACAGGUGGAACGAGUUCGCGAUGAAAAGCGAGCAGCCGGUGUUAAACCCUAUGAAGAUCACCCCAACUUCCGUGCCGAAGAUCCGUAUAAUUGUACAUCCAGUUAAUCG